CCUCCACAAAGCACAAAGUCGUAAAGUGGGCGCCAUUUGCACAAAUAAUAAGUUGGCCGCAGCGCUCCUGUCCCUUGACAAAAACUUCCUGUCUUUCGGCAUUCCUCUCUCCCACCUCUCACAUCCCCCAAACUCCACGCAAAGAUGGCCGAAGAAGUCUACGACGGUGCCGUUGGCAUCGAUUUGGGUACCACCUACUCUUGCGUUGCCAUCUACGAGGGAAACAAUGUCGAGAUCAUUGCCAACGAGCAGGGUAGCUUCACCACCCCUUCGUUCGUCUCCUUCAACGAGAAGGAGCGUCUGAUUGGUGAGGCCGCCAAGAACCAGGCUGCCAUGAACCCCCGCAACACCGUCUUCGAUGUCAAGCGUUUGAUUGGCCGACCUUUCAGCGACCCCGUUGUCAAGAAGGAUAUUGAGUCGUGGCCCUUCAAGGUCGUCGAGCAGGGCAGCUCCGGCAACCCUGUCGUCGAGGUCGAGUACCUCGGCGAGACCAAGACCUUCUCCCCUCAGGAGAUCUCCGCCAUGGUUCUCACCAAGAUGAAGGAGAUUGCCGAGACCAAGCUCGGAAAGAAGGUGGAGAAGGCCGUCAUCACCGUCCCCGCCUACUUCAACGACAACCAGCGUCAAGCCACCAAGGAUGCCGGUGCCAUCUCUGGUCUUAAUGUUCUACGUAUCAUCAACGAGCCUACCGCUGCCGCUAUUGCUUACGGUCUCGGCUCAAACAAGUCGAACAAGGAGCGCAAUGUCCUGAUCUACGAUCUUGGCGGUGGUACUUUCGAUGUGUCCCUCCUUAACAUCCAAGGUGGUGUCUUCACCGUCAAGGCUACUGCUGGUGACACCCACCUUGGUGGUCAGGAUUUCGAUACCAACCUCCUCGAUCACUGCAAGAAGGAGUUCCAGAGGAAGACGAAGAAAGACAUCUCUUCCGACCCUCGUGCUCUUCGUAGACUCCGAACCGCCUGCGAACGUGCCAAGAGAACCCUCUCCAACGGUGCCCAGACCACCAUUGAGAUUGACUCGCUCUUCGAUGGUGACGACUUCUUCCUCCAGAUCACCCGUGCCCGUUUCGAGGACCUCAACGCCAAGGCCUUCGCCGGUACCUUGGAGCCUGUUGCCCAGGUCCUCAAGGACUCUGGUGUUGAGAAGAGCGCCGUCGACGAGAUCGUCCUUGUUGGUGGCUCAACCCGUAUUCCCAAGAUCCAGAAGCUGCUGAGCGACUACUUCGACGGAAAGAAGCUGGAGAAGAGCAUCAACCCCGACGAGGCCGUUGCCUACGGUGCUGCCGUCCAGGCUGGUAUCCUCUCCGGAAAGGCCACUUCCGCUGAUACCUCCGACCUCCUUCUGCUGGACGUCGUUCCCCUAUCUCUUGGUGUUGCCAUGGAGGGUAACAUCUUCGCUCCUGUCGUCACCCGUGGUCAGACCGUCCCUACCAUCAAGAAGCGAACAUUCACCACUGUUGCCGACAACCAACAGACCGUCCAGUUCCCCGUCUACCAGGGUGAGCGUGUCAACUGCGAGGACAACACCUCUCUGGGUGAAUUCACCCUUGCUCCUAUUCCUCCCAUGCGGGCCGGUGAGGCUGUUCUCGAGGUCGUCUUCGAAGUCGAUGUCAACGGUAUCCUCAAGGUCACUGCUACCGAGAAGACCUCCGGCCGCAGUGCCAACAUCACCAUCGCCAACUCGGUCGGCAAGCUCUCAUCUUCUGAGAUUGAGAACAUGAUCAGUGACGCCGAGAAGUUCAAGAGCAACGAUGAAGCUUUCAGCAAGCGGUUCGAGGCCAAGCAGCAAUUAGAAUCCUACAUCAGCCGUGUCGAGGAGAUUAUCUCCGACCCGACUCUCUCCCUCAAGCUCAAGCGUGGCCAGAAGGAGAAGAUCGAGGAGACUCUCAGCGAUGCUAUGGGUCAACUUGAGAUUGAGGAGUCAAGCGCUGAUGACCUCAAGAAGAAGGAGUUGGCUCUUAAGAGACUUGUGACCAAGGCCAUGUCGUCACGAUAAGCACGUUAAUGAUUUUUCCGGUUUUCAUCAUUGGGACAUAAACGGGCGCUGAUUAAAUUGCGCAAGGGCGGGCGUCACACAUACGAAGCGUAUAUAAACGCGAACGAGGGACGCGUCGACGGCAUGAGGUUUGAAUUCGGUAUGCCUUGAUAUGUUUAGGGGUAAAGAUAAAAGUCUUCUGGGAUGAUUCACGCCUUUCUUCUACGCACUUAUAACGCCCUCUACCAUCUCUCUUUACCUCUCACGCGACCAAUCUUUUGAUUCUCAGCGUACCUUGCAUGUAGACUAGGAAGACUGGGAAUGAGGAGGGGAAGCACAUUCAGCGAUAUAUGAAAUAUGUUCUUAAAAUAUCUGAU
This is a messenger RNA of Xylaria bambusicola, 2351 nucleotides long. RefSeq names its product hsp70-like protein. The coding region runs from base 145 to 1995 and encodes 616 amino acids. Gene Ontology annotation, biological process: cellular response to unfolded protein; vesicle-mediated transport; protein refolding. NCBI's taxonomy places the organism in Eukaryota, Fungi, Ascomycota, Sordariomycetes, Xylariales, Xylariaceae. The record is from RefSeq and is a predicted model, not a curated record. The transcript has 4 exons. Gene Ontology annotation, cellular component: cytosol; plasma membrane; nucleus. Gene Ontology annotation, molecular function: ATP binding; ATP hydrolysis activity; ATP-dependent protein folding chaperone.